This is a messenger RNA of Acyrthosiphon pisum (pea aphid), 963 nucleotides long. RefSeq names its product zinc finger BED domain-containing protein 5-like. The transcript has a single exon. Bases 1 to 963 code for a protein of 320 amino acids. The record is from RefSeq and is a predicted model, not a curated record. Lineage: Eukaryota; Metazoa; Arthropoda; Insecta; Hemiptera; Aphididae.
AUGCCAAUACCUCUUAAAAAUGUACUUGAUGAGGCAGUGAAGAUUAUAAAUUUCGUAAAAUCUCGACCAUUGAGCACAAGACUGUUCACAAUUUUGUGUGAAGAUAUGGGAAGUAUGCACAAAUCACUACUUUACCAUACCGAAGUAAGAUGGCUUUCUCGGGGAAAAACACUUGUACGCUUACUCGAAUUGCGCAAUGAAUUGUACGUUUUUUUCACCGAUCACCCAUUUAAUUUACAGCUCAGACUUAGUGAUAAAAUUUGGUUAUUUCGACUUAGUUACUUGGCUGAUAUUUUUACAAAAUUGAAUGAAGUGAACUUAUCAAUACAAGGUAAAAUGACCACCGUUUUCACGGCAAAUGACAAAAUUCGAGCUUUAAAAAAAAAAAUUAAAUUUUGGGCUGUGUGUUUUUCUCAACAUAAAAUUGAUAGUUUUCCUUUGUUAAAGGAAUAUUUAGAAUCGAUUGAUGGUAAUAUUGAAGAUUUUGAUGAAAUAUAUGGCGAAAUUGAACAACAUUUAAAUGAAAUACUAUCGUCAUUAGAAAAAUAUUUUCCAGAAAGUAAAGACAUAGAAUUUAUCCAACGAUAUAAUUGGGUUAAAAAUCCGUUUUUAAUCAACGAUAAGCCCGAAGAUUUAUCUAUAACGGAGUAUGAAGAAUUUAUUGAAAUGACCACCGAUUCAUCUUUAAAAACUUUAUUUGAUAAAAUAUCAUUAACAGAUUUUUGGUGCAGUAGCAGUAUUACUAACGAAUAUCAAUCUCUGGCUAAAAAAGCUAUCUUAGCACUUCUUCCUUUCGCAACAACAUAUCUAUGUGAAACCGGAUUUUCAUCAUAUGCAUCAAUGAAAACCAAAUAUCGUAAUAAAUUGGAUGCUGAAGCAGAUAUGCGUAUUCAACUCUCGCCUAUCAAGCCAAAUAUAAAAAUACUGGUCAAUAAAAAAAGCCAACAUCACGGAUCACAUUAA